Messenger RNA from Anopheles marshallii, 2007 nucleotides. Its product is annotated as homeobox protein invected. The record is from RefSeq and is a predicted model, not a curated record. Bases 1 to 2007 code for a protein of 668 amino acids. NCBI's taxonomy places the organism in Eukaryota, Metazoa, Arthropoda, Insecta, Diptera, Culicidae. Gene Ontology annotation, molecular function: DNA-binding transcription factor activity, RNA polymerase II-specific; RNA polymerase II cis-regulatory region sequence-specific DNA binding. Gene Ontology annotation, cellular component: nucleus. The transcript has 3 exons. Gene Ontology annotation, biological process: multicellular organism development; regulation of transcription by RNA polymerase II; neuron differentiation.
AUGGCCACCAUAAUGUCGCAUAAUUUACCCCUAAUACCACUGCCGCUCAAGGCGGGUGUGGCGUUGGCCAAGGCUAGCCUGAUGCUGCCCGGUGCCGGUUUGCUCGGGCUUGCGGCCGUGCCCGAGUCGCGCAAAUCGUCCUCCACAUCGCCGGAAGCGACACGAGCGGGUGAUAGCCCAAAACCCCCGGCCGAGGAGGAAGAUCUCGACCGGAUGAGUUGCUGCAGCGAUGACAGUGAGCUGUCCGUUGGCCAGGAGAUCGCGGAUGAUUUGCGUGCCCCACCGACGCUGCUCAACGCGCCCGAUGAGCUGAGCAAUGAUUCGUCCCGCUACUCGAAGGACACCCCAUCGGAGCUGGAGUUUGCCGCCCGGUUGCAGCCCUCGAUGAUGCGACCGAGUCCGACCCGGCUGCACGAGGAGUUCCUGCGCAAUUCGCAGCUGUACGCCGAGGAGCUGAUGCGCCAACAGAUGCAGAUAGUGGCGGCCGCCCGUGGUCUUACGAUGAGCCCGGCGAAAAGUUCCCUGGGAGGGCUGCAAUCCGAGCGAAGUCCAACGCCUGGUGAACCUAGGAUGGGUUUUCGGCCGGCAGGCACUCGGGGUGAUUUCUACCGACAGGAUGCAUCGUCGCCGGGUGAGGGAGCUGGCGGGGCCGGGGGCGCCAGCUUCCGGGGCAUCCAUUCCCACCUGAGUGCGAUAUCGCAGAUCACCCAGAAUCUCAACAGUGACCUCUCGAAGCUAACGUCUCCGACGGCGUUCCGUACGUCGCGCGAAAGCUCCCAGUCACCACCGUCGGCUACGGUUCCGAACCAUCUGCACGGUCUGCAUCAGCUCCAUCAGCAGCAACAGCAGCAACAGCAGCACCAGCAGCAACUACAUCAGCAACACCAACAGCAUCAGCUGGCGCUGGCCGCCCUGAACAACAACAUCGCCGUGGCACUGAACGACCAAAGCCUUAAGUUUAGCAUCGACAAUAUCCUGAAAGCCGACUUUGGGCGUCGUAUUACCGAUCCGCUGCUGCUGAAGCGUGCUGCACCGAAGGGUGGCCAUCAGUCGCACCAUCACCACCACCAUCACCAUGUGCCAUCGGGAAGCAGAAAGACCGCAAGCAAAAGCCCGUCGGCAAUCGAUCUCAGCGGUGGCAUCGGGUCGGAGCAAACGGCCUCCUCGGCGACACUAGCGCCCCUGCUGGCCGGUACCGCAACCGUGCCGGGCAGCAUAGCGAGCGCACUCUCGUCGGUGAAACAGUUCUGUACGGCUGUCAGCACCACGACCAGCAGCAGCCGUGCAAGUUCUGGUUCGGUCAGUUCGGUCGGUUCGGUUGGCAGUGAGGAUGUGAGUCCUAUUUCGCCCCUCUCGUCGACGGGUUCGCUGAAGGGGGCGGAAUCCAGUGCCGGUGGGGGAAGUUCGGGUGCGACCGGGAGUGGUGGUGGCGGUGGUGCUAGUGGUAGUGCGGGGUCCAGUUCCGGUUCGGGCAGCUCGGGAUCCGGUUCCGGUGGUCCGAUGGUUUGGCCCGCCUGGGUGUAUUGCACCCGGUACAGCGAUCGACCUAGUUCAGGUAGGUGUCCACGAACGCGCAAACCAAAGAAAAGCCCGGCGGAAAAGAGCAGCAGUGCGGCGCAACAGACUGCAGCAUCGGCACUCGCGGACGAUAAGCGACCACGGACGGCAUUCAGCGGACCCCAGCUGGCACGGUUAAAGCACGAGUUUGCCGAAAACCGAUACCUCACCGAGCGUCGCCGUCAGCAGCUGAGUGCCGAGCUGGGCCUCAACGAGGCACAGAUCAAAAUCUGGUUCCAGAACAAACGCGCCAAAAUCAAGAAAUCGUCCGGCCAGAAGAACCCCCUCGCCCUGCAACUGAUGGCCCAGGGUCUGUACAAUCACUCAACCGUCCCGUUGACCCGCGAGGAAGAGGAACUGCAAGAGAUGCAGGCGGCGGCAGCCGCAGCCGCCGAAUCACGCACCGGAUCAGCCGGACCGGCGGCAUCCGCGACCGCAGCCAACGCGUAA